GACCGUCCAAACAUGAUGACCCAGAUGGUGGGACCAAGGUGAUUAUGUGGAUUGUCCCGUGAAGAAGGGAGAGGAGCCCAGUUCAGGAAAGUCAGAUAUAAUUUUUUAAAUUAAAAAAUAAGAAUGGUACUGUCCAAUCAGCUCUUGGUACAACUUUCUCCUCUCUAAAGGCUCCUCUCCUAUUUAUUUGAUUCCCUAUCAUGCUGCCAUUUUAUUUUCUCAACUUUGCUUGUCUAACCAUAAUAAUAAUCCUGUUUAAUUAACUAAAGGCUAGCUUCAUAACUCUUCCCCUCACCCCACCAAAACACCCCCUUUAGUUUCCUGGUAUUCUUCUUCCACGUAGGUUUAAUUUGGAGGACACAAGAGUUUUCAAAGCAUCAUUGGUGGUGGAUUGAAAGACUUGGUGAGUGACAUCGUACACAUGGGAAGACACUCUUGUUGCUACAAACAGAAGUUACGGAAAGGCCUUUGGUCUCCAGAGGAAGACGAGAAGCUUCUCAAUCACAUCACCAAACAUGGUCAUGGAUGUUGGAGCUCGGUUCCCAAACUAGCUGGUUUGCAGAGAUGUGGGAAGAGCUGCAGGUUGAGGUGGAUAAAUUAUCUAAGGCCUGAUUUGAAGAGAGGAGCAUUCUCACAGCAAGAAGAGAACAUGAUUGUUGAACUUCAUGCAGUUCUUGGAAACAGGUGGUCUCAGAUUGCAGCACAGUUACCAGGAAGAACAGACAAUGAGAUUAAGAACCUAUGGAACUCGUGCCUGAAGAAGAAGCUGAGGCAAAGAGGUAUUGACCCAACCACACACAAGCCACUCUCUGAGGUUGAGAACGACAAGGACAUGAAUAUGAUGCCACCCUCAACCGACAAAAGCACUCAGAAAGCCUCUGUGGGAUCCAAUGAAGUAGUGAGUAAUUUGGUUGAUCAUCAUCAGCCACCAAAAACCAUGCCUAAUUCUUCAUCAGAGAGAUACCCUCUUGAAGUUUCCACUACUAGUUCCACCCAGGAACUGUUCCUAGAUAGGUUUGGCACCACCACCACCACCUGCCACGAAAACAACAACAACAACACUUCUGAUUUGGUAGGAUCAUACUUCUCCUUCCAGCACUUGAACUAUGGAACAACAACAAGCAUGGCCCUCUCUUCAAACCCCAACACCUCUCUUUGUUUCAUUCUACCCUCCACUUCUUCAGACAUUAAUAAUAACAACUCCAUCAUAACCUCCUCCUCCAUGCUCCCUUCAAUUUUCCCAACACAACAUGUGAAGCUCCAAUCUAAUAACAACAACCCUUCUUCCAUUUCAUCUGAUGGGGUUCAAAACUGGGAAACAAGUAACAACACAAACAAAAACAAUGGGAAUAUGCAGUUACAAAGUAGCACAAACUACCUUGACAGCACGUGGGGGGUGGCAGAGUCUAUGAAGAUUGUUAACAUUAACAAAGAGGCUCAAGUAGUGCCUCUACAAGCAGAACAAGAAGAUCUAAAAUGGUCUGAGUAUCUUAACACCCCGUUUAUUCUGGGAAACAACACAGCGCAGAAUCAUCAAAUUCAAACCUCUCAAUCUAUCUACACUGAGGUUAUUAAACCAGAAACAGGUUUCAUAAUAGACGAGUCAUGUACUAGUAAUUGGCACCAUCAUCAGCCACCACCAGCUUUUCAACUUUCCGAUAUAUAUAGCAAGGAUCUGCAGAGAUUUUCAGUGACUUUCGGACAAACCCUGUAACGUGUGUGUACGUAAUUAAUAUAUGUGGAAACUUCAAUUCAACGAAAGAGACAAAGAUGUUGCUGCCGACUUAAUUUUCCAAUAUGAUGAUGAUCCAGGUCAGAAUUUUCUCUAGUCAGUUCUGACCACAGGUGUGUGCUAUAAAAAAAAAAUUACUUUCUUUCUUUCUAUAUUGUAAAUUGUGUUACAGUGUAAUAUUUGUGAUUAAUUCCAGCUUCUUAUUCCACCCACCAUUUUGUUAAUCAAACAUUUAUGUAGAGGCGCUACUGCUGAAUAAGGCUUGUUCCAAUCCAAGGCUUCUCUUCUCCUCUUACAAAAUAUUCUUCAGUUGUUAAUUAUGGAUGUGUAGCUUGUGAGUUGUGAGUUUUUUUUUUUUUUUUUUAAUUCGUGUGUACACAGUUGACAGCAUUAAUUGUUAUACAUUUUUUUUUACCUUAAUUCAAGUUUCAAUGUUGUUAUUUUGUA
Molecule: messenger RNA, 2179 nt
Organism: Glycine soja
Lineage: Eukaryota; Viridiplantae; Streptophyta; Magnoliopsida; Fabales; Fabaceae
Product: transcription factor MYB61-like
Exons: 3
Coding region: 422-1714 (430 amino acids)
Biological process (GO): regulation of stomatal movement
Source: RefSeq, a predicted model, not a curated record